AUUUCUGGCGUGUAAUCGUAAAAUGAAACGUUAACUGUCAAACGGUAGCGCUAUGCGAUUCUCAAUGACACUCGUACGAUACAAAAUUAUUUUUUUAUAUUAAUCAAAUACAUUUUUUACUACAAAUAAUACAUCGUUACAAAGCCUCAGAAGUUACAAAUGAGUAACUUCAAAACCCUGCGCUUAAAUGACGACGAACUAACAUCACCAUCCUCUGAUGAGAAGAUGGACACAGGAUCCGAAUCCUUCCGAUCUCAAGAUACUCCCAACUCGGUCCUAUCAUCCGACUUCGAGGGAGACCAUCCAGAAUCGAACGGGGUCUUAAGACUCCAGAACCCAGAAAUCCAUCGUUUAACGGAAUCGGAUAAAUUUAACGAUAGUCUUAUAAGUAAAAUGUCCAAUUUACACCUAGAUUCGCCUAGACCUAAGAAUCUGGGAAUUAGUCCACCAAAAUUCAGCUCGACUUUAACGCUGACGACGAAUCACCCCCUUAUGAGUCCGGAUGAGAAUUAUCCGGAUCUGAUCCCCAAAAAAGUUCCGAAAAUCGAUGAGGAAAAAGACUUGAGUCUUUCUAGCAUUGAAGAUGAGAGGGCCAAUGAAAACAAUGGCUUCUACAGUCCACAGAGGAAUACUUCCAAGAAUAAUUUGUAUUUUACGGAACAAUUUGUGACGGCUGAAAGUCAGGACUUCACUGGUUUGGACCUCACAGUGCCUCCGGACGUAGCGAGGGUGGAUAAGCUGGAACGGCGGAAGAUAGUCCCGAAGCUAAGAGAUGGGACCCCUCAGAAGGUCGAUGCCAUGUUGAAGUUCAUCGAUGAGAAGACCAAACAGAGUACGCCCAAGUCUUUGCCGGUGGAUAUAACUGUUAAUGAGGAGUUUCAUUCGGUGGCCGAGUGGUGCGAGUCUCCGUCCCAUCUUAGAUCGAUGCCCAACUUCGAGCUGCCGAUCGAAAUGUCCAGCAGUAUAGGAAUGCAUAACGACUUAGACUCCCCAGACGUGAUAUCAGCAUCUACACAAGAGGAUAGGUCGGCGUACCAGGCGCUCCUGGACCCUUACACCGGCAGCGUCGCGUUGCGCCACACUCCGGCGCCGCACCGGAGUCCUGGAACACAACGGAGGAAGAUACAACUGCCACCAGAAGAAGACAGAUGCAGCCUGGACAGCGUCAGCGCCUGUUCCAUGGAGUCCGAGGACGAGCCAGCCGACCCUCAGGAGUUGGAGCCGGCACCCGUCAACCAGCACCUGGUACUUAGUGACGAUGAGGGGAGCAAAAUGUCAAAAUCAACGAACACUCUAUCAGAAGGCAGCGACCCCAUCCCGGAGUACUCCGCGGCCGAGGAGUUGAGCAACGAGCGCGCCUGGAUCACCGUGCCGCGCCCCGGGGGACACGUCACUUGUGAUAUGAAGGUCAUUGAACCGUACAAGCGCGUGAUAUCGCACGGGGGCUACGACGGCGGCGGGGCGGCGCUCAUAGUGUUCAGCGCGUGCCACCUGCCCGACUGCGCGCGCCCCGACUACACCUACUGUAUGGACAAUCUGUUCCUCUACGUGAUCUGGACGCUAGAGCGUCUGGUGACGGACGAGUACGUGCUGGUGUACCUGCACGGCAGCGCGGGCCGGAGGCGGCUGCCCACCUUCCACUGGCUGCACGAGUGUUACAAGCUUAUUGAUAGAAGAUUACGUAAAAGCCUGAAACACCUGUAUCUCGUACAUCCAACGUUUUGGCUGAAAUCUUUUGUCAUAUUGACAAAGCCUUUUGUGAGUUCAAAAUUCUUCCGCAAGUUAUCCUACGUCAGGAGUCUAGCGGAGCUGAUGCAGAAGGUGCCAGUGGAACCGAACGCAAUCCCCGAGCUUGUCAAACAGUACGACGCUACUCGACGGUAGGUGGCGUUAGUGUAGCAAUCACCGAGCUUGUCGAACUGAGUGCCUAGUGCGAGUUUGUUUUACGUUAACGCGAUUGAUAAAGUUACGCUGUGAUUGGCAAUUCCAAGUUAAUCAAUCAAUCGGAGGUCUUUUUUUGAGAGGGGACAAUCAUCUAAUUAGUUAAUGACUUCUCCCAUCUUAGGUGACGCGGGAGGGAGUGUCAGACUCUUACUGACUAUAAACACCAUCCCGUUCCAAGCUUUAGAGUCGGAGCCCCGAUAACCAAUCAGAGGUUUUUUUGAGAGGGGACAAUCAUCCAAUGACUUCUCCCAUCUUGGGUGAGACGAGAAGGUGUCUCAGACUCUGACUAAAAACCACCUCGUUCCUAUUCUAGCUUAGAGCUGGAACUGCGGUAACCAAUUAGAGAAGUACCUUUCGGUCGCAUUAACGUAAAAAUGAAACUCUUACUCGGUACCCAGUUGGACGCUACUGAACGAUAGGUGGCGAUAGAAUCGAUUCCAGUGAUUAGUAGAUAUAUUAUGAAGGCUUUUUGUAAGUACAAUAUUAAUUAGAUAUAUAUAAUAUAUGUUUUAUAAUUUGCAAAUGGUGUGAUACUGUAUUUAUUUGUGGUUUUGGUUGAUAAAGGUACUUUUGGUUUGUAAAAACUUCGGUUGGUACUGUAAAAACUUGUCUAUUUUUGCAAAAGUAUAUUAUUUUUAAAUUUUCAAUGAUAUUUUCGAAUUACCAUUAGGUCGGUCAAAAUAUUUUCGAGUCCCUUGAAUUUGGAAUCAACGAGAGUUGACUGUAUUUGCUUAUAGCGAGAAAUGUCUUUUUUUUUUCAAAAGUAUCAGACUCUUACUGACUACAAACCACCCCGUGCCUACUCCUGCUUUAAAACCGGUGCCCCGUUAACCCGCUAGGCAGUCCGCAGCUCCGGGUUGAGCGUAAAAUGCCUUAAGUCUUGAUAUUGCACUAUUUUCUUAAUGAUACAAGCAUAUUUUGUUAUAACAGCUUGAAGUAUACAAUCUACUAAUUACUGGAUUCGUGUCGCAUGUUUCAUAUUUAUAGAGGUAGUGAAUUUUAUACGUCGCUCUCUAUUUUAUAUAAGGUGUUCUAAAAUUAUCUGCGAAUCGUUUAAACGGAGGUAGUGUUAUCUUUGAAGAUUACAAUAGUGAAGAAAUUUCGUACCGAGGACCAGUUAACUAAAGUUGAAAGUUAAAUAAACAUUAACUCUUCUUUGCGUAAAGUGGUUCACAAAUACUCACGAUGCGACAGAUACGGUGAAUGAGAUUACUCUUUCAUAACAAACGCAUAAGUAGAUAUCUUGUGUGGAAAAAAAAUAUACCCAUAAUAAAUAAUAUUGAUAUUGACUAUUGUAAUCUUCAAACAAAACACCACCUCCCAUUAUAGCCGAAGCAGAUACUUUUAAAGCUCCUUAUAUUAGAAAAUGUGUGUUAUUCAAUUAUGAUAAUGAUUCUCGAAUAGUAUAUAAAAAUCACUAUCUUUAUAUAAAAUAUUUAUAUCAUGUAUAAAUGAAAAUAAUAUCAAAAUAUUUAUUUACGUCGCUUAAUUUAUUUAUACCAAAAUAAAAUAUAUUUUCUUUACGUACAAUUACAGAAUCUCUCUAUUUAAAGACUCCGAUUCACUCCGAAAUCGAUCGAUGUACGCCGUAAAUUGUAUUCAGAUAAUUUUUGAUCAUUUAUUUUGGUAUGAAUAAAUUAAUCGGCUCUUGUACAAAAAUUACAAUAAUUAAUAAAAAAAAAACAAUAAUUUAUAUAGUCGUUUCAUAUAUUUUUCGUGAAAUAUAGAUUAUUUAUUUAUUUGAAAUUA
This is a messenger RNA of Spodoptera frugiperda (fall armyworm), 3693 nucleotides long. RefSeq names its product protein prune homolog 2. The transcript has 10 exons. Gene Ontology annotation, cellular component: cytoplasm. Lineage: Eukaryota; Metazoa; Arthropoda; Insecta; Lepidoptera; Noctuidae. Bases 160 to 1884 code for a protein of 574 amino acids. The record is from RefSeq and is a predicted model, not a curated record.